GGCGAGCUUCCUUCUUCAUUGGAAAACUACGUUGAAGAUUUCUUGGGAAGACGAAUGGGGAUCAUCCGAGAGAAGAAGCCCAAAUCUUCUUCUUCUUCUCCGUCAUCGACGUCGCCUUGCGCCGAUCUGAGAGCCGCCUACCACAAUUGCUUCAACAGGUGGUACUCGGAGAAGUUCGUGAAGGGUCAGUGGCAGAAGGAGGAGUGCGUCGCCGAGUGGCAGAAGUACAGGGCUUGCCUCUCCGAACAUUUGGAGGACAAGCACCUGAGCCGGUUCCUGGAAGCUGAAGCCCUCGACAGCACCGCAAGGGCCGACUCGGCGAGCGUGGUGGAUGGUGCAGAGACUAAUUCAUGAGAUUGACGAUGUGUCGAGCGAUAAGAUAUUGAACUUGGAUGGUGAUUUUUUGAGGUAGUAAUUUGUCAUUUGAUUUAGGAAAUGAUUUACCUGUUUGAUUGCUUUAGAUAUCCAAGUUAUUCUAAUUCUUCCUAAGUGGUGUCUAUUUAAUAUAGUAGAGAAAGAAGAGGCUGGUUCAUGGAAUUAGAGGCAGGACAACAUUAAUGAACGAAGAAGUAAGUGACUAUUCAUUUGUCACUGCACCAAGCAUGAAAAUGAGGAACUCGAUUGAAAGGUCUUGUGCAGAGGUCCAAGCAGGGGCAGUGCUGCUCGUUAUGCUACUUUAGUAAUGUCUUUUUUCCAGAUGAUGCAGAGUUUUCUAAACUAGGAAUUCUAGAGACAUGUUUAGGGGUUUGUGAAGCUCAUUUCUUCGGCAAAGCAAUGGCAUUAUGUUUAUCGGGAGUCUCUUUUUCUGUAUCUGUUUUGUCGACAGAAGCCCUUAAGAAUCAACAUUGGUGAAAAAAGUGAAAAAUAAGGACGAUUUUGUGUAUUGAUGCAUCGAUUCUUUUGCAAGGUCCACUUAUGUAAAAUAAAAAGGUAGUUGCCUUGGUGAAUUCUAGGCCUGAACUGAAAUUAAGUGUAUCAAGCAUGUAGUGGUUUCUGGGUUGCUCUCCUGACCAAGGCUUUCGAUUUUGUGGCUCCUGGAUGAAUAUUCAAGGUGAUAUCACUUGUUUUUCCUUGAGGGUUUUUGUAUUAUUCGUGUGCGCCAAUAACUGCUGAGAAGAGGAACUGUUAUCGGGAGGACAUUCACUUAGUGACCACUUAAUUUCUUUACGGAUAUCCUAGAAAUUUUCUUGUGAACUUAUGGAACCUUGGAGCACAGCAGCCAUGCUGGUGGUGUCAGUAACCAUACAGCAGGAAAUCUCUCUCAAGGAUGUAUGGCUUUCUUCUAAAUCAGAUAAACUCACAAGGCUAGGCGACAUGAUACUCGUAAGGGUUGUGUUGACCAUCUGAAGAUUCUAGUAGGUAGAUAAGCCUUGGAAGUGGGUACAGGAAUUUCUUGUUUUGAAAUAGUAAAUCAGCCUGUUGUAUUUUACCCAGGUUCAACCCCAGUCAACUUCUCUUUUCUUUCACUUUCUUUGGGAGAAACGAUACAUCACUAUGUUACAUGACAGUGUUCUAACAUUUAUUCAACACCUCUAGAGUUUAAACUCGAGAGAAUUUAUUCUCUC
This is a messenger RNA of Eucalyptus grandis, 1565 nucleotides long. RefSeq lists its product as uncharacterized. NCBI's taxonomy places the organism in Eukaryota, Viridiplantae, Streptophyta, Magnoliopsida, Myrtales, Myrtaceae. The transcript has 3 exons. Bases 55 to 354 code for a protein of 99 amino acids. The record is from RefSeq and is a predicted model, not a curated record.